This is a messenger RNA of Dromaius novaehollandiae (emu), 2176 nucleotides long. RefSeq names its product gastrulation brain homeobox 2 (gene GBX2). Bases 312 to 1346 code for a protein of 344 amino acids. The transcript has 2 exons. NCBI's taxonomy places the organism in Eukaryota, Metazoa, Chordata, Aves, Casuariiformes, Dromaiidae. The record is from RefSeq and is a predicted model, not a curated record. Gene Ontology annotation, biological process: regulation of nervous system development; regulation of transcription by RNA polymerase II. Gene Ontology annotation, cellular component: nucleus. Gene Ontology annotation, molecular function: DNA-binding transcription factor activity, RNA polymerase II-specific; RNA polymerase II transcription regulatory region sequence-specific DNA binding.
GGCGGGCCGCGUUCCCAGCCGGGCAAAAUGUGAAUGGGCGCGGGGGAGCGCGGGCGGGCAGAGGCAGCGCGGCGGCGGCGGCGGGCUCCGCGGGGGCGCACGGCGGCGGCGGCGGCGGCGGGGGGCGAGCCCCGAUGUGCGGGCGGCGGCGGCGGGCCGCGGCCCCGCUCCGCCCCGGCUCGGCCCCACGCGUGGGCGCUGCGCGGCGCUGAGGAGGAGGAGGAGGAGGAGGAGGAGGAGGAAGGUGGUCGCCGCCGCCGCUGCCGCUGCCGCUGCCGCUGCUGCCGCUGCUGCCGCUCCGCCGGCCCGGCAUGAGCGCGGCUUUCCAGCCCUCGCUGAUGAUGAUGCAGCGCCCGCUGGGAAGCAGCACGGCCUUCAGCAUCGACUCGCUCAUCGGCAGCCCCCCGCCGCCCGCCCCGGGCCACUUCGUCUACACCGGCUACCCCAUGUUCAUGCCCUACCGGCCCGUGGUGCUGCCGCCGCCGCCGCCGCCGCCGCCCGCGCUGCCGCAGGGCGCUCUGCAGCCGGCGCUGCCCCCCGCGCACCCCCACCACCACCAGCUGCCCAGCCUGCCCACGGGCUUCUGCUCCGGCCUGGCGCAGGGCAUGGCCCUCACCUCCACGCUCAUGGCCACGCUGCCCGGCACCUUCCCCGCCUCCCCCCAGCACCAGGAGGCCGCCAGGAAGUUCGCGCCCCCGGGCAGCUUCGACAAGGCCGAGGGGCUCCCCGCGGACGGCGGCGGCGACGACGGCAAAGCCUUCCUGGGCAAGGACGGCGCCCUGCUGCCCUUCCCGGCCGCCGACGCCGUCCAGGCCUCCCUCGUGGGGGCCCUGCGGGGCCCGGGGAAGGAGGACCCCAAAGCCGACGAGGACGCCAAAGGCAAAGAGGAGAGUUUCUCCAUGGACAGCGACCUAGACUACAGCUCCGACGACAACGUCCCCGGCCAGGCGGCCCACAAGGAAGAGGACUCUGGCAACGCGCUGGAGGAAAACCCCCAGAACACCAACAACUCCAACAACACCACGUCCACGGGCAAGAACCGGCGGCGGCGAACAGCCUUCACCAGCGAGCAGCUGCUGGAGCUGGAGAAAGAGUUUCACUGCAAAAAGUACCUGUCCCUGACGGAGCGCUCCCAGAUCGCGCACGCCCUCAAACUCAGCGAGGUGCAGGUCAAAAUCUGGUUCCAGAACAGGCGGGCCAAGUGGAAACGGGUCAAGGCCGGCAACGCCAACUCCAAGACGGGCGAGCCGUCCCGCAACCCCAAGAUCGUGGUGCCCAUCCCGGUGCACGUCAGCAGGUUUGCCAUCAGAAGUCAGCACCAGCAGCUGGAGCAAGCCAGACCCUGAGCGCGCCCUGCCCGCCGAGCCGCACGGUUUGACGCAAAGGUUUCCGUGUCGGGGGUGCAAACCAGCCCGCACCCCCGCCCCCAAAACAAAAAAAAGAAACACGAAAAAAGCAAACGAUCCGACAGCAAAAAUUCCCCCCGCGCGCGCACAGAAAAUCCCAGCUACGAGCGAACUUUAACGCGAAACUUUCCGCAUCCGGAGAGUCUUGAAGGAACGAGGCUUGAAACUGUGGUUUGUUUGGGAGCAGGAAUGUCAAACCCUGGAAGAGACAUGCAGAUAUUUAUUAUUAUUACACUGCCCUACUUUGUACAUACCAGUGCUUUCUCGGCUGCAACGCCUUGGCUGUGAUGGGAGCCAAUACGCGGGACCGCGACAUCGCCGGAUCCAGCAGCAAUUUGCCCGCGCCCCCUUCGCCGGCAGAGACAUCCCCAGCGAACCCUGCAGCGCACAUUUAGCCAUCUUUUGGGUUUUGUUUCUUAUCGGUUCGAAAGGUAAAGACAGAGAACAAAACGAAACAAAACUAAGAGUUUAAUUCCAUGCCUUUUUGGUUAUUUUAUUUUAUUUCGGAUGGCUGAGUGGCAGGCACUGGGUGACCAUUUUUUUAAUAUAUUUUUUGCCUGGCUUUCUGUCGAUUUGGUUUGCCUAUUCUACCAAGCCAUGUUUAAAGAGAGAGAGAGAGGAAAAAAAAAAAGCACGAUCUUCUCUAUUGUGUUUAAUUUAUUUCUAUGUAGCUUAUUUCCUUAUAAGUUAUGAAAUUUAAAAGCAAACUCAGUCUUGUGAAUAAAAACCAACAAAGAAACAAAAAGACAAAAAAAAAAUCCCUCCUGCAC